This is a messenger RNA of Coniosporium apollinis CBS 100218, 330 nucleotides long. RefSeq lists its product as uncharacterized. NCBI's taxonomy places the organism in Eukaryota, Fungi, Ascomycota, Dothideomycetes. Bases 1 to 330 code for a protein of 109 amino acids. The record is from RefSeq and is a predicted model, not a curated record. The transcript is spliced from 3 exons.
AUGUCGACAGCGGAGAACUGGCCGGGAAGAAACAAAUCCGUUCCGCCAGCGGCUGCUCCGUGGUCAAAUGUUGCAAGAAACUCGCGCUCUGAAUCUGAAGGGGAGAUGUUCGAGAAGAAGAUCGAGAAGGCAAACCACCUCAGUGAUGGACCGCCGAAGCCUGCGAAGGUUCCGCGCAAAGUGAAGGCGAACAAGGAGUUAGAGGCCGGUAAGAGCAAGUGGAGCGAGUUCCAGAUCGAGGGCAAGCUGGGGAAGAUGGCGAAAAAGGACAGCAUGUUCCGGGCGCCGGAGGGUGUCAACGCCAGAGUGGGCUUCACUAGCUCUGGUUAG